This is a messenger RNA of Vitrella brassicaformis, 1141 nucleotides long. NCBI's taxonomy places the organism in Eukaryota, Vitrellaceae. The record is from the annotation of a GenBank genome assembly.
AUUCUCAGCGCUUUUGCGAAUUCUCGGCUCUUUUGGGGUAUGGACUGUUUGUCUGAUGCUCGGAACAUCCAGUCGCUGUGCAGCCUGCUGUGUCCCGAUGACCAGGACGAGAACAUCCCAGGCCCCACGGUGCCUGGCGGGACGGCUCUCACACCCGGCACCAUCACAGGGCCGAAGGGCACGAGGCGAAUCGCACCGCCAAACGUCAAAGUGACCGCCAAGGUGACAAGAGUCGCCAAUAGAUCACCACGAGUGCGUGCACUUUGUGUCUCUGAGUGUGUGCAGACGCCUUGUGCGGAUAAAGCGGAGAAGAGGGCCAAGCAGGAUGACAUCUGGGGCGAGAGCGAGGUGGAGCAGGGCAUCACGCUGCAGCAGGACGACCACCGGACCGAACCUGAAUACGAGGUGAGAUGAAACUGCGCACACAGAUGCCCUCACGCAGCGGACCUGCCUUGCUGUGUGUCUUGGAUGGGUUGCAGAUCUUGUAUCGGCAGAAGGUGGGGACCGAGGAUGUGUAUCUUGGGAUGAGCGACAGGGACGUCUCCUCCGACCACUGUGAAGAGAUCACCAUAAAGGUGGGACCCCCCGUGUCUCCUUCAUGCACCUUAUGUGUGUGUCCGUCUGGCCUUCCUCUGCAGAUAGAGCUGCCGGACACGAAGCUCCCCGACAUCACGCUGGAGGUGAGAUGGACACCCACUGCUAAUCAGGCCUUCAUGUCAAGUGCUCAUUUCUUCUCAGACGCUGCGUGAGCGUCUGAUCGUCAUGUCGCCGAAGUACCGACUGAAUCUUGCGCUGCCGUAUGCCGGUACGUGGAUGGCAUUGCGCUGUGCAUGGGUGUGUGUACCCCAUGUGUGUGCCUGCUGGAAUGGCUGUGUUGCGUGCAGUGAAGAAGGACCAGGGCUCGGCCAAGUGGGAUGGGAAGAAACAAGUGCUGAAAGUGGUGGUACGCUCUGCUUGCUGGCCCUGGCUGGAUGUCCACUGACUGCUUCGUGUGCUGUGCAUGUGUUGGUUUGUUGUGUGUGUGCAGCUGCCUAUUGAGCGUGAUGUCAGGCUGGUCGACUUAGCAGGGGCUGCACGGACCUAAUCGAUGCAUGCAUGGGUGGGUGUAUGAGUGAUGUCUGUCGGUGAAUGCAAUGCUGUG